Molecule: messenger RNA, 642 nt
Organism: Knipowitschia caucasica
Lineage: Eukaryota; Metazoa; Chordata; Actinopteri; Gobiiformes; Gobiidae
Source: the annotation of a GenBank genome assembly
AUGUCCCCUGACAUUGGCCCUCGGACAGAGGAGGUCAGAUUUUCAGGAAAACAAUCUCAGACACCAGACAACCCAGACCACACAAAAACCAUGGGACUUUCUUCCUCCGAGAAUCAGGCGGAAAGAAAGCGCCACCAGUGCUCCCAGUGCUCCCAGCUCUGGAGGAUGGAGGAGGGACACGCAGCGGCGCAGCAGAUGGAGCAGGGGCCGGACUUCGGGGCCUUUCUGCCGGACCACAGGCGCCUCACCCGGCUGUACUGCAUGAAUGGCGGACAUCACCUCCAGCUGCUCCCCGAUGGGACAGUGCGAGGCCAGAGGGAGGAGGAGGACCAACACACCUUUUUGAAGCUUAAAUCUGUGGACAUUGGUGUUGUGGUCAUCCAUGGGGAGCAAGCUGCACUUUACCUGGCUAUGAACAGUGAAGGUCGCUUGUAUGGCUCUCCAUUAGUCAAUGAGGAAUGCUAUUUCUUGGAGAAAAUGGAAGAAAACCACUACAACACAUAUCAAUCCAGAAAAUACAAAGAUCUGAAUUGGUAUGUAGGUUUGAAGAAGAAUGGAAAACCCAAAUUGGGCCCCAGAACCCAUAUCGGACAGAAAGCCGUCUUCUUUCUGCCCAGACAUGUGCACGAUUCAGAGAAAUAA